Messenger RNA from Colletotrichum fioriniae, 1329 nucleotides. Lineage: Eukaryota; Fungi; Ascomycota; Sordariomycetes; Glomerellales; Glomerellaceae. The record is from RefSeq and is a predicted model, not a curated record.
AUGGCGUCUACGCAGCUCCCCCUGGAAACCCUCUCGACCUGGGCCAUGUUCAAUGACGUAGACCUCGUCGACGUCGAGGCCCGCGAAAUCCCCGGUUGCGGUUUGGGUCUACUUUCGAACAAGGAGCUUAGUCGAGAGGAAGAGACCUUUGAUAUUCCAACCUUGCUCAGGAUUCCCGGCGAGCUGGUUUUAUCCGCUGAAGCUGUUGAGAACUAUGCAAAGGUCGACAAGAACUUUCGGCAGCUGCUCGAGGUCGCUGGUCACAAGUCGGCCACGGCCGCCAAAAUUGUUGCGUUGACAGACGAGUUUGACGAGCUCCGAGAUAUUUCUGCGACUUUACCAUUUUGGAACGAGCUGUUUUGGGAAAGCGACAAGGUGUCACUCAUUGAUUGGGUUCGGGUUGACGCGUGGUUUCGGUCCCGAUGCCUGGAGCUCCCCAAAUCAGGGGAAGCCAUGGUCCCGGUACUAGACUUGGCAAAUCACUCAUCCAAGGCCAAUGCUUAUUACGAAGAGAAUGGCAAGGACGAGGUGGUACUACUUCUGCGACCCGGAUGCAGGGUCACGUCUGGGGACGAAAUGACAAUCUCCUACGGGGACGCGAAAUCCGGGGCAGAGAUGCUCUUCAGCUAUGGGUUCAUUGACCCCGCGUCAGCCGCCGACCGGAUCACGCUGCCCUUGAUACCCAUGGAAGACGACCCGCUGGGUAAGGCGAAGCUGCACGUCUUUGAAGGAGCACCGACAGUGGAGUUUGUCCGGACGAAUGGCUCACUCAGCUGGAAGAGCCCCUUUGCCUAUUUCCUGUGCCUCAAUGAGGAGGACGGCCUGUCGUUUCGCGUUUUGCAGGACACCGGAGGUUCACGGGAGCUAAAACUAUUCUGGCAGGAAGAGGAUGUGACCGCGACGACAACAGCUUUCGAGCAACACAUCAAUGAACACCCCUUGGCUCAAAUAUUUCGUCUUCGGGUGGUUUCCGUUUUGGAGGAUCUGGUGGCCAGUCAGCUUGAGCGACUGGCCACCGGUAUGUCUCUGGAAGACCUCGACGAGUCCCUGAACGAAGGAGGUCUCGUCUGUGGAACAUGCAUCGGUGCAGCUGCAACGCUGAGGGAGCAAGAGACGAGUUUACUAGAAGCUGCCGUAAAGGCUCUGGAGGACCAGACUUCCCCCGCGUGUGGCGCCAAGACUAACAAGGGUGGGCGAUGUGCCCCAACCUGGCAGAAAACACAACUCCUCGCAGACGAAAACGUGGUGGCUUAUCUCGGGUCGAUGGAAGAUGCCCAAAACGACCUAGUCCACGACGAGUUAUCCAAUGAAGACGAAGACUUCAGUUAG